AUAAAUGGUCCCACCCCUGGGCAAGGUGGCUCACUUUGGCAGGUAGGAACAGGGGAGUGUGCACCUGCCACCAGUCAAGCUCAGCCAGACUGCGAGAGAAGGCAAGGUGGAUCAAGCGAGGGAGUGAGUGAACCAUGGACAAGUUGAAGUGCCUGAGCUUCUUCAAGUGCAGGGGGAAAGAGACAGUGACAGCUUCAUCAGAGAACUUCCAUGUUGGUGAAAAUGAUGAGAAUCAGGACCGUGGUAACUGGUCCAAAAAAUCAGAUUAUCUUCUAUCUAUGGUUGGAUAUGCAGUGGGAUUGGGAAAUGUGUGGAGAUUUCCGUACCUGACCUACACCAAUGGCGGAGGUGCCUUCUUGAUACCUUAUGCAAUUAUGCUAGCAUUGGCUGGUUUACCUUUGUUCUUCCUAGAGUGUUCACUGGGACAAUUUGCUAGCUUAGGUCCAGUUUCAGUUUGGAGGAUUCUUCCAUUGUUUCAAGGUGUGGGAAUUACAAUGGUCCUGAUAUCCGUUUUUGUGACGAUCUAUUACAAUGUCAUAAUCGCCUAUAGUCUUUACUACAUGUUUGCUUCUUUUCAAAGUGAACUACCAUGGAAAAAUUGUUCUUCUUGGUCAGAUAAAAACUGUAGCAGAUCACCUAUAGUAACUCACUGUAAUGUGAGUGAAGGAAUAGGACAUAUCAUCCAAAUGAAUAAAAGCUGGGUAGACACCAACAAUUUGACCUGCAUCAAUGGCAGUGAAGUUUAUCAGCCAGGGCAGCUUCCCAGUGAACAAUAUUGGAAUAAAGUGGCACUCCAACGGUCAAGUGGAAUGGAUGAGACUGGAGUAAUUGUGUGGUAUUUAGCACUUUGUCUUCUUCUGGCUUGGCUGAUAGUUGGAGCAGCAUUAUUUAAAGGAAUUAAGUCUUCCGGCAAGGUGGUAUAUUUUACAGCUCUUUUUCCCUAUGUGGUCCUGCUCAUCCUGUUAAUACGAGGUGCAACUCUAGAAGGUGCAGCAAAAGGCAUUUCAUACUAUAUUGGAGCACAGUCAAAUUUUACAAAACUUAGAGAAGCUGAGGUAUGGAAAGAUGCUGCCACUCAAAUAUUUUACUCCCUUUCAGUGGCUUGGGGUGGCUUAGUUGCUCUGUCAUCUUACAACAAGUUCAAUAACAACUGCUUCUCUGACGCCAUUGUAGUUUGUUUGACAAACUGUCUCACUAGUGUGUUUGCUGGAUUUGCUAUAUUUUCUAUAUUGGGACACAUGGCUCAUAUAUCUGGAAAGGAAGUCUCUCAAGUUGUAAAAUCAGUUGCAGCUAUACUGGAAGUAGUAGGAAUCAUCUGGAUUUAUGGAGGGAACAGAUUCAUUGAAGACAUAGAAAUGAUGAUUGGAACAAAGAGGUGGAUAUUCUGGCUAUGGUGGAGAACUUGCUGGUUUGUCAUUACGCCUAUCCUUUUGAUUGCAAUUUUUAUCUGGUCACUGGUACAAUUUCAAAGACCCAAGUAUGCUCAAAUUCCAUACCCUGACUGGGGAGUGGCUCUAGGCUGGUGUAUGAUUAUUUUCUGCAUUAUUUGGAUUCCAAUUAUGGCUGUUGUAAAAAUAAUUCAGGCUAAAGGAAAUAUCUUUCAACGCAUUGUAAGCUGCUGCAGACCAGCUUCUAACUGGGGUCCAUACCUGAAACAACAUCGUGGGGAGAGAUAUAAAGACAUGAUAGAUCCUGUUAAAGAGACUGACCAUGAAAUACCUACUGUUAGUGGCAGUAGAAACCCAGAAUGAGAUCUCAUUUUAAAAGAUACAUGGUUAUAUAAUGUGAUUUUUUUUAGAGUAGGGGAAAAUUUUAUUUAUUUGUAUGUUAAUUGAGUAGAAAAUGUAUAUACUAUAUUCAUUACUAUAUUCAUAAUAGUGUGAUAAGUUUUUUCCCAUUUAAGCAGGAAUGCAAUAUAAAAAUGUGAAUCUAUUAA
Messenger RNA from Propithecus coquereli (Coquerel's sifaka), 1936 nucleotides. RefSeq names its product solute carrier family 6 (amino acid transporter), member 14 (gene SLC6A14). Gene Ontology annotation, cellular component: membrane. The record is from RefSeq and is a predicted model, not a curated record. Gene Ontology annotation, biological process: sodium ion transmembrane transport. The transcript has 12 exons. Lineage: Eukaryota; Metazoa; Chordata; Mammalia; Primates; Indriidae. Gene Ontology annotation, molecular function: L-proline transmembrane transporter activity. Bases 135 to 1751 code for a protein of 538 amino acids.